Erythranthe guttata (spotted monkey flower) is the source of this 1438-nucleotide messenger RNA. RefSeq names its product very-long-chain 3-oxoacyl-CoA reductase 1. Gene Ontology annotation, molecular function: ketoreductase activity. The record is from RefSeq and is a predicted model, not a curated record. Lineage: Eukaryota; Viridiplantae; Streptophyta; Magnoliopsida; Lamiales; Phrymaceae. Gene Ontology annotation, cellular component: endoplasmic reticulum.
AAUGACCUAAAGAAGCCCUUAAACAAGAAGUUCGGAUAAUUUCGAAAGGUUAAGCCGUAAUUUGAUUGACAUUAGAUAGAGAUUCGGCUAUCGAUAUAAUUCUACUGGAUUAACGUAGUCGGUUAGAUCAUUAAUUAGGGAUUUGAGCCUAUAACAUCUCAUAUUGGUAAGCUAGACACGAAGACUUUGAUUAUAGAGCUCGUUUGAAAUCGAUUCGAUUAUUUAUCCAAUCCGAUUCGAUUCGAUUCGAUUAGUACUUUCUUCUUCAAGUACAUAAUAUAACUAUAUAUAUAGUAAGAAGAGAUCCACUGGUUCUGAGUCCACUCACCACCCAAUGGAGCUGCAGAAAAUUUUAAUGGUAGCAGCAGCCUGUAUAGGAUUCAUUAACCUUUCCAAAUAUCUUCUGAAAAUCCUCCAAUGGAUAUGGAUCACGUUCUUCAGACCCGGGAAAGAUCUCAAACAACAAUACGGGUCGUGGGCUCUGGUCACCGGUUCGACCGACGGAAUCGGCAAAGCCCUAGCUUUCGAAUUGGCGGCGAGAGGUCUGAACCUCGUACUCGUUGCCCGAAACCCUAUAAAGCUGAAAUCCACGCUCGAAGACAUCUUGCAGAAGCACGGCGGGAUCGCCGUGAAAACUGUGGUCGUCGAUUUCUCGAAUUGCGGAGGGGAGGAGAUCGCGAGGGUAAUUGGGGAAGAAAUUAGGGAUUUGGAUUUGGGGAUUCUGAUCAACAAUGUCGGAUCGGCGUACCCGUACGCGAGGUUCUUCCACGAGGUUGAUCCGCAGUUGUUGGAGAGUGUUGUGAGGGUGAAUGUGGUGGCUGCAACUUGGGUUACGAAGGCGGUGGUACGAGGUAUGCUGGAGAAGAAGAAGAAGAAGAAAGGCGCCAUUGUUAACGUUGGAUCUGGUUCUUCAUCCUACUGUGUUUCCUCUUACCCUCUCUACACCGUUUACGCCGCCACCAAAGCAUACGUGGCGAUGCUAUCGAAAAGCAUGAGUAUGGAGUAUAAGCAGCAUGGAAUUGAUGUACAAUGCCAGAUUCCAUUGCUUGUGGCAACUAAAAUGGCAUCAAUAAAGAAGCCAUCAUUCUUCAUUCCAUCUCCAGAGACAUACAGCAAAGCAAGCAUCAAUUGGAUUGGCCAUCAUGAUCAAAUCUGCUUGCCCUAUUGGCCUCAUUCCUUACAGGCUGCAGCUAUACGCUUAUUACCGGAGACAUUUCUCGAUCUUUGUCUGCUCAAGUAUUUCGUUGGGAUGCGAGCACGAGGGCUGCGUAAGGAUUCUAAAAUCGGCCAUUUGAAAAGUCACGGGUAGUAAUGAUCCUGCUAAAUAUUAGUUCGGAAUUCGGUUUCUUUAAUGUGUAACUAAAUUGCGGGCGUGUGAAUUGGUUUUUCGUAAUACGAUUGAUUUGGUUCUUGAUAGGAGAAUGCAUGCUUAAUCUGA